AUGGCUCGUGAUAAUUUUUACCAAGAUUGCAAUUUGGCUACACGACAAUUAUUUCGUGCAGUAUUUACUACAUGGACUUUCGCUUGGUUUCUUCAGCAUGUUUGGAACAUUGAUCGAUUUGAAGCAUUACGAUGGCGGCGCGUUAGAAGAUUCGAAUUGGCAACUUACGAUAUUGCUACUGCAAAAAUAAAGUAUACUGAAGGUUUCAUGGUAAUUCCAUAUAAUGGAGAAAUUAUUACAAAACCAGUGCAAUUUUGGAAUGAUGAAAACAGACGAUUGGUUACGCCUAUCGAUUACGUUCUUUGUGUCAAUUUUAGUGCUCAAACGUGCUUGUUAUUCUUGCUUCAAUCAUUUUGGAAUUAUCUUGCAAAUAAUAUAGCAAAAACAACUUUUAUGGGUAGUUUUGAAUUCAAAUCAUAUAUAAUAUACUCCGUAUUCAGUUUGGCCUUGUUUCCAUUAUUACAAUGGCUAUUUCGUUACGAUAAUAUAUACACUGAAGUAGUCCCUCAAUUGGCUUUUGGAGUAAUUUUGUUCAUAAUCGGUUUAUUGGGUGUAAGAUCUCAUUGGAGAUUUACAAGAUUAUUAAGAAUUACCAGGAGUGCUAAUGCUUCUCAAUUGGGCAUUGUAUUAAAAUUAGAAUACUUUAAG
Molecule: messenger RNA, 648 nt
Organism: Racocetra persica
Lineage: Eukaryota; Fungi; Glomeromycota; Glomeromycetes; Diversisporales; Gigasporaceae
Source: the annotation of a GenBank genome assembly